AUGGCUAAAUCAUGGCCAAAACAACACUUCUUUGGGUUCAGAGGAGGAUGGUUAACAUUCUGGAUCACAGUCGCUUGCGCAACAGACAUGACACUCUUUGGGUACGACCAAGGAGUCUUCAGCGGCGUGGUUGUCACUCAGGAUUUUCUCAAGCUUCACAACCUCGUUGGUCCAACAAAGACCAAUCUCCUUGAUACCGUGACUGCUAUUUUACGAUAUCGGAAGGCAAUCCUUCUCGGUAUGGUGAUCAUGUCCAUCGGGACUGUCAUCAAGGUCUCGUCGUAUAGUUUUCAGCAAAUGAUCGUAGGCAGGAUAGUGCUAGGAAUUGGAAAUGGUAUCAAUACUGCCACGGCACCUAUCUGGCAGACCGAAACAGCACAGGCAAAAUGGAGAGGGAAACUCGUCAUUCUAGAAAUGGCUAUGAAUAUUGCUGGUUUCUGCCUUGUCAACUGGAUCAACUACGGGCUGUCCUUUGUCGAGGGAUCUGUCGCAUGGCGUUUUCCACUAGCUUUUCAGUUUGUCUUCAUCUUUGUGCUCUUUGCUACAGUCCCUGGCUUCCCGAGUCACCACGUUGGCUCAUCGCGCAUGUACAGCGUAAACUAUGAACGUGAACACACGAUUAAGUGGAAAGACAUCCUCCUAAAACGCAACAAAGACACCGCCGACACAAAGACCCUCCGGCGUUUACUUCUCGGUGCAAACACCCAACUCAUGCAGCAGUUCGGCGGUAUUAACAUCAUGAGUGACUACAUGCCCACCGUUCUCAUUAACAGCGUCGGUCUCACCGAGAGUAUGGCUCGCUUACUCUCUGCAUGUAACGCCGUGUCCUACCUCAUAUUCUCAUCAGCGGCGGUCUUUCUCGUGGAGAGAUGGGGACGAAGGGGUCUUAUGCUGCUGUCCACGGCGGGCCAGUUGCUGUCCUUUCUGGUCAUUACUAUUCUUCUGAGAUAUGCUGUCGGCGAUAAGAAAGAAGUCCUGGGAUCAGCGUCGAUUGCGUUCUUCUUCUUUUACUUCAUCUCCUUCGGGGUGGCUCUUGCGACUGGGACAAAUUGGAUCACAAACUUCAUCAUCGUAGAAAUCACGCCGAUCGAUAUCCAAACCCUUGGCUGGCGUUUCUGGAUAGUAUGGACCGUCACCAACACUCUCUUCCUGCCCGUCAUCUACUUCUUCUACCCGGAAACCUCAAACCGGAAACUGGAAGACAUGGACGCUCAUUUCCGAGAGAAUCCCUCUAUUAUUGUUAUCAAGGACGAGGGUGCGACGAUGGCCAAAAGACCCGAGAAAUACAUUCUGCAAGAUCAGGAGGAUGUGCAAAGGCAGGAGGGUAUUGGCUCUGAGAAGGUUCUCAGCGCCUGCAACUGGGGAAUCCAUUUGGCAGCUUCACAAUCAAUCACCUCACAAACCGCCAACCCCCACGAGAAGCGACAGCCACGAGGUCUCACCCGCCCAUACGAGGGAAAUCCCACGGAACGAGACGAUUACCUACGGAAAUACAUUGAACGCGAGAAGCUCCCCGCAGCCAUGCCUCAGGAUAUGCCCCCUCGGGGCGGGUACGAGCCCGUCCAGUACAAGGGCGACAAGACUAACUCGGAGCAGCGAAACCUCCCCGCCAAGGGUUUCCGUCCUGGAAUCCUCCUCCUCGGAAUGGGCGCUGUCAUGAGCUACGGCUGGUACAAGCUGAUCGGCGGCAUGCGCGAGGCCAACGAACUCGGCCGUGAGAAGAUGUGGGCUCGCAUCAACCUCAUUCCCCUCCUCCAGGCCGAAGAAGAUCGCGAUCAGGUCCGUCGAUACCUGGCCGACCAGAAGCGUGAGAAGGAGUUGCUGGGCGACAAUGCCAAGGUUUACAACAGCGACCGAUUCGUGAGGCCGACUUUUGCCGUCACCCCUCCUCCUACUACAAACUAA
This is a messenger RNA of Fusarium sp. VM40, 1905 nucleotides long. The record is from the annotation of a GenBank genome assembly. Lineage: Eukaryota; Fungi; Ascomycota; Sordariomycetes; Hypocreales; Nectriaceae.